Messenger RNA from Hevea brasiliensis (rubber tree), 1967 nucleotides. RefSeq lists its product as uncharacterized. The record is from RefSeq and is a predicted model, not a curated record. The transcript has 2 exons. NCBI's taxonomy places the organism in Eukaryota, Viridiplantae, Streptophyta, Magnoliopsida, Malpighiales, Euphorbiaceae. Bases 214 to 546 code for a protein of 110 amino acids.
AGAAUGCAGACUUACAGUUGUAAUUUUGAUCCCUUGAAUCAAAAAGCCAAUUGGACCGAUUUCGCUUUUGUCUCGUUAGAAAAAUAUAUUCAACAGUCGCACUCAUCGGCGUCGUUUUUCUAUUUUCACCGUGGGGCGCUUAUAGCCGAACCACAGCUCUCCUGACUCUCUGUUUCGCUGCAUUGAGUGCUUUAUCAGACGUAUUUUGGCGACAUGGCAUCCUCAGUGCCGCCGGGCUCAGCCAAUACCACAGCCGCCCAAAGCUCUAGAAAGUCGUUAGGGUUUAUAGCAAACGCAAUGAAGCGCAAAGACAGUUUCAUCCAGUUCUUCGCAAUGACAGGGAUACUGCUUUUGAGUAUCAGAUCCUUAGGUCAAAAGUACCGUCUCCAUGACCUUCAGGAAGACACUUCAGCUCUUAAGCAAGAGCAGCAAACCCUAACCGAUCGAUUGAAUAACAUCAAGCGUGGCCUACUCCACGAAGCCUCUCUCGACCCUACCGGCCUCUUCGCAUCUCGCCUUCGCGUUCUAUUCGGCGAGGAAGAUUGAAAUGAAAGCUGGUGUUAAUUUUCCAUGUUGUUGGCUGACAGUAGUGGACCUUCUAUUGUGCUACCCUUGGUUAUUUUGACUCAUCAAUUACCCUAAAGUAUAGCCGUCGGAUAGCGAUGUUUGGAUGUCGGCAUGCUCUGACUCUUUAAAUUAGUUGAAAGUAUAAAUUUGGAAAUAAACAAGUCCAACAGCUGGACACAUUCCUAAAUCUUUGGAUGUGCAUGACGUCCAGGUAACAUUAUUAACAGUGCUCAUUAUCAAUCCUUUGGUAAACAAAUUAUGUGUCUGCUGUCUGGUUAGCCUUUGCAUUUGGCAAGUCAAUGCUGGUUUCCAUGAUCCUUAAAUUGUAUCUCACCAUACACGUUGUCUCAGCAAUUGGGAGACUAUCAUUUACACGAAUUUCUCACUGAGAUUAAUGGAUGUUUUCAUUGAUAAGUAUGCUUUUGUGUAAGUUUAACUUGUUUUCACCAGCUUGGAAUUAGCAGCUUUUUUUUUUGCCAGUUUGAUUAAGGGAGUUCAUAAUUGUCUUUAUUUCAUCACUAGGUAGAUGUGAGUUAUAUUUUGUUAUUUGAUGUUAAUACUUGCUAUUGACAAAGGUGAUUGUAUUCAUGAAUAUCUUAGAAGUUGACAUCAUGUAUCAUCAACUUGGCUAAAACUCUGUAGAUUAAAAUUUCAAAAUAAUGAAUGAGAACCUAAUGACGCCCCACUUAUCCAAACUGCCUUGCCUGUCUUCCUUACAGCCCAAGAACAAACUCAUGAAGUGUUGAAAAAGAAAUAAAAGCCUGGUAAUUACCGUUAUAGUGGGAUCAUUGCUUGUCAGUUACAUCUAUUCAGAACAAUUGAGUAAUGAAAUUCCCACUUUAGUUUCUGAGUCAAAGAGCCUUUUUAAAUGUUAUAGGCUUUCUAUUGUGUAAUUGUUUGAUAUAGUUAUUUUAGAAUGGAAAAAAUGAUUCUAAUUGAUGGGGAAUGUCAAUCACUCUAGGCAUUGCUCCUAGGCUGAGGAGGGUGGUUGCAGAUGAGAGGUAGAUGACAAGGAAUAGCAUCAUUUUGUUGUUGCAGUAAAUAACCAAAAUAGGAAAUUCAAUUUGAUUUGGUUGGUGUUCCUGGACUUUCCUAUUUUAAUUUUAAAUUCUGGUCUAUCUUAAUGUUUUCAUGGACUCUAUCGCAAUUGACAUGUGUUGGUUGAUCAUUAUAGGUGCAAGUAACACAUUUUUUAAGGUUUGAUUUUUACGUGUGGCCGGAAAAGCUUUGGUUGAAUAGAAAGACACUCACUUCAGUGGAUGUAAAUAGCGGAAAACACUUAUAGCGUAAAACACUUUGAUGUAUAAGAAGCAUGUAUGGCUGGCUUUCUGGAAUGGAAAUGUACUGUUUGCUAACUUGUGUCGACUUAUUCGGUUAUGCGCUACUGUGAUUCUGUGAAA